AUGAAAAUGCCCAGUGUCGACCUUGCUGUCACCUCGCCCGCCUCAGCAGAACAUCCGGACCGGCUCCUGUUCAAGGCUCACAAGUCGCUUCCUCGACGGGUCGAUGCAAACCCAAACCCAGUCGCUCAAACAUCGAGUCCGAGACACGAUGGCCAAUGCUCGAAUGGCCUACCUCUGGCGACCGCUCCAAACCUCCCAUUGACACCCCCGGGUAUUGCUAUGGAUGAUUCUCCGACCGAGGCGGAAAUGCAGAACGCGACUCCUCACUCGGGCCUUGCGACGCUUACACCAUCCAAACCUUCGCAUCCUCCCACCCCGGAAACAACACCUCCCAGGAGUAUGAUUACAAACCGGCCGGGGUUGGGCCACUUUGGUUAUAUUUCUUCCUCAUCGCGGGCGGAAUCUUUCCAAACGGCUUACGAGAGGAUGUCCGACAGUGAAACGGAAGCUGUCACUCCGCGUCCUUCGCCGCCGUCCUUAUCGCGGUCAACUACACAGAAGAGCACUCGAAGCACCAGGAGCACCAAAAGCACUCGAAGCACUCGCAGUAAAGGUGGAACUGAUCCAAGGACUAGAGAGACUACACCUGCUGGUGACCAAUCUCCCAGCUUCCGUGCGUCGUCCCGCUCAUCAAAGAUCCCUGUCGAUGCACUCUACCAAAGCUAUGGAAAGAAAUCUCCGACCGCUGUUCCCUGCAGACAAGUAUCUUCGAGUGGCCAAGUCCCAGAGCUUCGCAUAAAGCCUACACGCGAAAGGUCAACACAAUCUCGCAAUGGAACGGAUGCCGAUACCUCCCACGUAGACGGUUCCACGCGAGGAAGAAGAAGCUUACGGGACCGUGUGGCACAUGUGCAACAUUUCGAUGAUAAUACGGCCCUGGAUCAAUUCCGUCAGCAAAUCGGCUGGCCGUCGGCGGAUGACCAACUUGGCCCGUCUGAGCGGGAGGAUUCUCGACGCCUGUCGGGCGUGUCCACGUCUUCCACUGUCGAAGCCAUGAUCAUUGACACGACGCCCAAGCCAGCCAGGCGGGCUCUCCGCCACUCGGGAAAAAGGCUAUCCUUGCGCUCGGCGAGCUCCCCUAUCACACGGUCUGAGCGAACCUCAAUUGCUUCCAGCUCAGACUUCCAGCGACGACUGAGUCACAAAACUGCGCGUAUCACAGAGAACGAUCGGAGGAGCAUCGUGUCAGAGAUUUCAAUUUCUGGGAGUUCGACUUUGGGCGCCCCACAACAGUCGGUGGACGUGGUGCCGGUGAUUGUAAUUCCUCAACGAAGCUCGUCUUUAAAUCGUCCUUCGAAUGUGACUAGCAGGAACCCAUCCGUAUCGCGCUCCCUGGCGUCCAGUCGAGGGCCAUCAGCGCCCAAGAACCGACCCGGGUCUCUGGAUCUUCCACGCCAGAGAAAGCGUACUCUAUCUGAGCCACAUGCCGCCAAUGUCGCAGACACUCGAGGACGAACUCUGAACCGACCAUAUAUUCCUCCGCGUAGCUCGUCAUUAUCCGCGCCUACAAGCCAAAACAACUCCCGGACAACUUCGCUUACUUCAGAAAGCCUACGGAGCCAUAAUCUAGCCGUUGAACAGGGAAUGAAACGUCAGCAAGAGCCCACUAACUUGGCACCCGCACCUGUGUCUGUUCCGGUAGCUGCGCCAGUUCCGGUACCUGCUCUAGAUGCUCCUGGGCAUGCUAGACAUGACUCUGCGGAUCUUCCCAAAACUCAGUCCAUCCUGAUCGGAGUUGAAGACCUAAGCUACCUGCGGCCUCCAUCGGUGCUUUUUACUCCACACUCGAUCCCGUCUUCUUCGCCCGGCCCAUUUGAGAUCAAUGAGGUGAGACGAGUGGCAAUAUUUCCACACAACAAUGAGUCCCUCCUUCUGGUCAAUCCGCUGGGGCAGUUUGGUCUGCAAGAGCAACUGCGCCCCGUCAACCUACCACAAACUCCUGAAAUGGUGCAGGAGCCUAUUUCUGAUGUAGAUUCGCCGCUGCGAAACCCACGGCCGCCUCCCCAGCCACCGAUCUCUACUGCCAUCUGGGAAAACGAACUGGAUCUGAACCAGCCGUUGGGUGAAGGCAAUGCUGAGCCAGAGGCGACAGGCGGUCUUAAUCGCAGACCCGGAUAUAAGAGACGGGGGUGGAUUGGACGACCGCGCUCUGAGUCUUUCAAUUCGUUUGUGCGAUCACUCUCGCUCAACUCGGCCAAAAAUCCCAAAGCCGGAGAGGAUAUCGACGGCCGGCUCCAGCCUUUCUGGCGUCCGCGUCGGUUUUGGGAUGAUUCGCCUGAAAAUCUCUCACCAGAGGAGGAAAAUGGUGCUGAGACCCAAAACACAAAGCAACCAGAUGAGGUUAUCAGUAAUUCGCUGGGCAUGCCCCAGAGGCGACUUGUCUUUGAUGGGCCUACACUCUCCCCGAGCCGUCAUGGCGCCAAGCGAAGAAUUGUGGGCCAUCACCGUGCGAACAGAGACGCUCUCGUGGGAAGCCGCAUCUUCACACAGGAGGCUUUGUACUCCCAGACCUCUCUUCACCAGCGCCAGUUUCCCGCAGUAUCCUGGUGGCGUCUACGCUUUCGAUCCGGAAUCGUACGCUCCCUGCGCUGGCGGCUUCGACGCUCGAUGCAGCGCCGCGCGGAGGAUAGACGUGAAGCGCGCCGAGAGAAACUAAAACAGAGCAUUGGCGAAGCCGUCCUGGUAAACUCGAGCAUCCAAGUUCGGAGAACCACAGUACAAACAUGA
Messenger RNA from Aspergillus calidoustus, 2727 nucleotides. Lineage: Eukaryota; Fungi; Ascomycota; Eurotiomycetes; Eurotiales; Aspergillaceae. The record is from the annotation of a GenBank genome assembly.